AUGAAUCGACCAGGCCAACCUCAACAGAGAGCUCCGAAUCUCACAGCAAACCCUGCGCUUUCAAGUCAGUUUCGCCAGGCGUAUCCGGGAUAUGGCAUGCCACCGCGCAACGUCCUCCAACAGGCUGGCUCGGGAUACGUUCCUACCAUUCAACCCAACACCCAUCGAACAACAACCCAGCAAAACCAGGUACCAACUCUCUCUUCGCAAUCAAGCCAGGGAUUCAACCCUCCGAGGGGACAGGGCAACUACACGUUCGGACCUGGAGUACUAGGCCAGCACCAGCCAUCAUCGGUUCUACAGCAACAGCAGCAGCAGCAGCCACCUCCAUCACAGCAGCAGCAGCAACAACAACCACCGCAAACAAAUGGGGCGCAGAGUACAUUGUCUUCGCUAAUGGCUCAAACAUCUGGUAUGGGCGCGACUCCGGCGGCAUCGUCAGCGGCAGAAGUUAGUCUGGAUCCGAACGACUUCCCGGCUCUGGGCUCUACACCUACGAAUACGUCCAGUAUCAACAACAACGGCACAGGCCAACCUACUACAACAAGCUAUGCUAGUCAAGCAGGCACAGGGAUGUUGUUGGGUGGUACAGGGGGCUCAGGCAACGCCGCUGGCAGUUCACUAACGGGAGCGCAGACGCGAGAUUUUACUCCAGAUGAUUUUCCAGCUCUAGGAGGCCAGGCUCCCUCAAAUCAAACUCGUGAUUCCUUGCAAAAUCAACUUUCUGGCCAGGAAAAUCUGUCUCACCCACCAGGACUGAAUGGAUUCCCUCCGUCUGAACAGCAGCAACAGCUUCGCCAAAAUAUGAUUGGAAACUUACAGCAAGGCACACCAGGCAUGCUUAACUUGGGGCCAACACAAUCGCGGAAUAUACACCCCGGAUUCCAAGUCCAAUCGGAAGCGGAGAAACAGCAACAGAGGAAUAACUAUUCUUUGAAGUUGAGCCAAGCAUCACACGCAGCAUGGGGUUCUCCAAAUGUCAAUCCAAACACUCAAACACAGCCAUCUGGUGUUGUGGCUGGAUCUAAUGGUGCUUUCUCACAAAAUGAGGCUACACAUACGCCCGGUACAACUGCAACCACAAAUGCCCCUACUGCAGGCGGGCCCCCUCCGUUAUCAUCCAAUGGUCUCGGUAAUGUUGAAUCGCAUCCGAACACAAGCAUACCAAACCCUAACGGAAGCUCGAAUCCCAUACCUACGACAACUGCCAGCGUGAAUCCAACUUCAUUACCAACGAACCCUUCACGACUGCAACAUCCACAAACGCCAGCACAACAGGUAUUAAUUAGUGCAGCCGAUCGCUGGGGUCUACUGUCUUUGAUCGCGAUGAUGAGGAAUGCUAGCGCUGAUGCAGACCAUGGCUUGAGCAGUAUAGGGACAGAUUUGGGAACGAUGGGGCUAGAUAUGUCAUUCCCUGGCAACCUCUAUUCUACUUUCAUUACACCAUGGGCAGAUCAAUCAGCAGCGCGUACAGUGGAGCCAGACUUCCACCUUCCUGCAUGCUAUCUCAGUGUGCAAGCACCUCCGCCAGGGCCAACGAAGGCCAAUAUGUUCAGUGACGAAACCCUUUUCUUCAUGUUCUAUUCCAGUCCAAGGGAUGCUCUCCAGGAAGUUGCAGCCCAAGAAUUAUGGAACCGGAACUGGAGAUACCACAAAGGACUUCGGCUAUGGAUAACCAAAGAAACGGGUACUUCACCUUCACAGAAAGUGCAAGGUGGUGGAGGCGAACAGGGCUCAUAUACAAUUUGGGAACCCGAAAACUGGGCCAAAGAACCCAGGAAUCUGACGGUGCUAUAUUCAGACCUCGAGGAAAAGUCCCAUCCUGCCUUCGUCAACACUGCUGGGUUGGUUCUCGCAAAUAACCAAUCGCAGGCUCAAGUGACACAGCAGCCUACACAGAUGGCGGCCCAGCCUCAGCUGCCUUCGAGGGGUCCUGCCUUCCAGAUGGGUAUGGCCGGAUUGUGA
Psilocybe cubensis is the source of this 1965-nucleotide messenger RNA. RefSeq lists its product as uncharacterized. NCBI's taxonomy places the organism in Eukaryota, Fungi, Basidiomycota, Agaricomycetes, Agaricales, Agrocybaceae. Gene Ontology annotation, cellular component: P-body; CCR4-NOT core complex. The coding region runs from base 1 to 1965 and encodes 654 amino acids. The transcript is spliced from 7 exons. The record is from RefSeq and is a predicted model, not a curated record. Gene Ontology annotation, biological process: regulation of DNA-templated transcription; nuclear-transcribed mRNA poly(A) tail shortening.